Trypanosoma cruzi is the source of this 651-nucleotide messenger RNA. Its product is annotated as mucin-associated surface protein (MASP), putative. The annotation marks the transcript as partial. NCBI's taxonomy places the organism in Eukaryota, Euglenozoa, Kinetoplastea, Trypanosomatida, Trypanosomatidae. The transcript has a single exon. The record is from RefSeq and is a predicted model, not a curated record.
AUGGCGAUGAUGAUGACCGGCCGUGUGCUGCUGGUGUGUGCCCUCUGCGUGCUGUGGUGCGUUGCCGGCGGUGUUUAUGCGAGGGACGUUGACACCAACGCACUGGGUGGCUGCAUGGCGUCGGGAGUGUUGGGUGAGAAUGGAUCCCACAUGCCUGACGGAUGCAAUAAAACUGCGAUUACGGUGCCUUUGCGGUCGGUACUGCCCAUUACUGCCGUCGAAGCCUCGGCUGGAAAAGGUGAUGCUCUCGCACCAAAGAACAAUUCGAAUUCAAGUAAGACUUCCGACGCUGGUGCCUCUGCUGGUGAUGGUUCUGGUGGUGCUACUGGUGCUUCUGGUGGACCUGUUCCUGGCUCUGCUGGUGCUUCUGGUUCUGGUUCUGCUGGCGCUGCCGAGGCUUCUGGUGGCAGUGGAACUUCUACUGGAGGUUCUGGUUCUGGAGGCGGUGGAGGAGGUGGUUCUGCUGGACCUUCUGCUGGCGGUCAAGGCAACGGUGGCAUUUCUCCUGCUUCUUCUGGUCCUGCUGUUGCUCCCUCAGAUCCCCCUGCCGGUUUUCCUUCUGCUCCUGGUGCUCCUCCUCCUCCCGCUCCUCCUUCAGGUCCUGCUCCUGCUGCUCCUGGUGCUGAUUCUUUAGCUGACAGAAUUGGUGGU